AUGCACACCAACAAGCAUAUUUUGUUUUUUCUUGUUUGCAUAUCUUUCCUCUUGAAUGCCCUUAAUGUAUGGGGUGCUCAGUCGGACUCAUUAGUCCUGAGCUGUGGCUUGGCAGAUGGUGGCACAGACAUGUAUGGUAGGAAAUGGGCACCAGAUUCCAAGUACCUUAAUGGAAGCAAUUCAAUUACCAUUAGAGCUGGAUUCCAAGACCCUUCACUUCUUUCUGAGAUUCCAUACAUGACAGCCAGAAUUUUCACAUCUGAGGCAACAUACAAGUUCCAAGUGAAAACCGAUAAGCGUUAUUGGCUAAGGCUCCAUUUUUAUCCAUCUGCUUAUGGCAAUUUCAAUCCUGCAGACUCCUAUUUCUCAGUGACCGUGAAUGGCCUCACGCUCUUGAAGAAUUUCAGUGCUUCAAUUACUUGUCAGGCCCUUUCACAAGCUUACAUUGUUAGAGAAUACUCCCUGGCGCCAUUGGAUUCAAAUACUUUGACAGUAAUCUUUAAGCCUUCUAGUUCUUUUGCUUUUGUCAAUGGCAUUGAGGUGAUUGAAAUGCCAGACUUAUUUGACUCGGCAAAAAUGGUAGGGACCUCUGACCAAAUUGAUGUCAAGGGUGUCCAUUCGCAGACAAUGUAUAGACUGAAUGUUGCUGGGCAGUUCAUUCCUCCAACCAAUGACUCUGGUCUUACCCGGACUUGGUAUGAUGACUUGCCUUAUUUAAAUGGUGCUCAAUUGGGGACAACCAAUGCUAUUAGCCAAAAUGUUAAAAUCCAGUAUAAAAGCAUGCCGGCAUAUGUGGCUCCUGUAGAGGUUUACAGCUCUUCAAGAUCAAUGGGUGUAGAUAAGGCAAUCACUGAGGGUUUCAACCUCACAUGGGUAUUCCAGGUUGAUCCGAAUUCUACCUAUCUUCUGAGGUUUCAUUUCUGUGACUUUUACUAUAGCAAACCCAAUCAGCUGGUGUUUUCCAUCUUUGUCAACAAUCAAACAGCAGAGGCUACAGCAGACGUGAUCGCGUGGAGUGAGGGGAAGGCAGUGCCAACAUACCAAGAUUACAUGACAUAUUUCACAGAUGCCUCGGGAGAUCAGAUGCUUUGGGUGGCUUUGCAUCCCACAAACGAAACACGGCCUGAGUACUUUGAUGCAUUACUCAACGGACUAGAGAUAUUCAAGCUCAGUGACACGACUGGAAACUUGGCAGGCCCCAAUCCAAAGCCCUCACCUAUGCUUCUCCAGAAUGAGGCAGUGGAAAAGUCCUCUUUCAAGAAAUCAGAUAACAGUAAAGCUAAGGUGAUCGGUGGAACAGUUGGAGGAGCUGCAGCCUUUGGCAUUCUGGCUGCACUUGUUUUUGUUGUCUACCAACGAAAGAGACAAAUCUAUGGAACAGAUUCACAAACUUCUAGCUGGCUACCAAUCUAUGGAAACUCGCAUACGAGUGGCAGCAAAUCAACAAUAUCAGGGAAGAGUAAUGCUAGCAGCAACAUCUCAGCAUUGGCCCAGGGACUAUGCCGCCACUUCUCCUUGGCAGAGAUAAAAAAAGUUACUAAGAACUUUGAUGAGUCUGUUGUGAUUGGGGUUGGAGGCUUUGGGAAGGUUUACAAGGGAGUUAUCGAUGGAGGGAUCACAGUGGCCAUCAAGAGGUCAAACCCAUCUUCAGAACAAGGAGUUAAUGAGUUCCAGACUGAAAUUGAGAUGCUUUCUAAGCUGAGACACAAGCAUUUGGUGUCUUUAAUAGGGUUCUGUGAGGAAGGUAAUGAGAUGUGCUUGGUCUACGACUACAUGGCACAUGGGACUCUGAGAGAUCAUGUCUACAAGACCAAACAACCUCUCUCAUGGAAGCAAAGGUUGGAGAUCUGCAUUGGAGCUGCAAGGGGACUUCACUACCUUCACACAGGUGCAAGGUACACCAUUAUCCAUAGAGAUGUCAAAACAACAAACAUUCUUUUGGAUGAGAAUUGGGUUGCCAAGGUUUCAGAUUUUGGUCUCUCCAAAACAGGUCCAAAUAUGAAUAAUGGUCAUGUUACUACAGUGGUGAAGGGUAGCUUUGGUUACUUGGAUCCUGAAUAUUUCAGGAGGCAACAGUUGACCGAGAAGUCUGAUGUCUACUCAUUCGGGGUUGUCCUUUUUGAGGUCUUGUGUGCAAGGCCUGCUCUCAAUCCUAGCCUUCCAAAGGAACAGGUUAGUUUGGCAGACUGGGCUUUAAAUUGCAAACGGAAAGGAGUUCUCGAUGAUAUUAUUGAUCCUAAUAUAAAGGGGAAGAUCCAUCCAGAAUGCUUGAAGAAAUUUGCAGAUACAGCUGAGAAGUGCUUGGCUGAGGUUGGAUAUGAACGCCCUUCUAUGGGUGAUGUGCUGUGGAACCUUGAGUUUGCUCUCCAAUUGCAGGAUAACAAUGAAGAUUCAAACCAUUCUUCACAAUGCGGGGAAAGCAGCACUUCUGAUGAAAGUCCAAAAAACGAUACCAUGGCAAUGCAUCGUAAAAACCUGAGUAUCGAAAGUGAGCAUGAAACAAGUGAUGAAUCCGUAGAAACCAGUGCAAUCUUCUCACAGAUUGUCAAUCCUAAAGGGCGAUGAGGAGGUUGUUCUUGAUGAUUGCUGUGCCACCAGGAAGGGCUUAAAUGACAAUGGAAGGUCAUGGAAUUUGAGAAAAUAAAUUUAGCUUUUGGUUUUACUUCAGAGGGUGAUGCUUUGUUUUGUGUUUUGUGUGUUGGAUUUCAUUUA
Molecule: messenger RNA, 2712 nt
Organism: Quercus robur (English oak)
Lineage: Eukaryota; Viridiplantae; Streptophyta; Magnoliopsida; Fagales; Fagaceae
Product: receptor-like protein kinase ANXUR2
Exons: 1
Coding region: 1-2565 (854 amino acids)
Biological process (GO): protein autophosphorylation
Cellular component (GO): plasma membrane; plasmodesma
Molecular function (GO): ATP binding; transmembrane receptor protein tyrosine kinase activity
Source: RefSeq, a predicted model, not a curated record